Messenger RNA from Seminavis robusta, 1861 nucleotides. The record is from the annotation of a GenBank genome assembly. NCBI's taxonomy places the organism in Eukaryota, Bacillariophyta, Bacillariophyceae, Naviculales, Naviculaceae.
UCCUGCGUUCCAGAGCUGUUCCAGCGAGAUCCUUUCUUCCUGGCAAAAAUGGGGGGGUGAAAAGUUCAUCAUAAGCAAAGGGUUAGGGUUCAAUCGAACUUGGAUCCAAAACUUGCGGAUCCAAAGCCCGUCGCUCUUGUCAUCGCUGUUGUUGCCCUACUGUACCGGUACCGGUAUAUCUCAAGUACGCCUACGCCAAAGAUGAAGCAUUCAUGGAAGACCUCUGAAUUGCGGAAGCUGUCGGACCUACAUGUGCUUGCUAUUUCCCGAGGCUCGCUCCGAGCAGUUCAAGCUGUCUAUUACGAGGAUCCGCUGGCAUUGGAUUCUGCUGUUGUUGAAGAUGCCUUUCGCUACGGAGCAUCGGGUGAAGUCCUGAAGUUUUUGGUUGGAAACGGUCUCGAAGAUCUCGAUGGAAAUGAUAUCUGCGAGAUGGUGGCAAAGAGGUUCCUGGAAGCCAUACCUUUGCUGCAGUCGAGCUCUCCCAGCAAAGUGGCGGAAUCAUUGAUGAGUCUCAAUGAGCUUGUGCAAACAUUUCCGGAAGGGCUGAUCAACAUGGACGUCUCUAGCCCCCUUUGUCCUUUGAAAAUUGUCCUUUUUUCGCACGUUUUCCCUCAUAAUUUGCUGGAUUCAAUGAUAGGAAUCUUGCCAAAACACGAGUCCUUUAGUUUGCGGAGCGAUUGUUGGUUGCCGUUGGAUGAUUGGUUCCAGCAGCAAAGGAGGACAUCUCUGGACAAUGCCCGCAGCAUGAGAGCCAUUCGCGCCAUUGUGGAAAAUGUGGAAGAAUUUAUUUUACGACGCUCUGAGUUCACAAAAGCAGAAGCUACGAAGGUGCUUGCCAUGCUGUUUCGUAGUACCAAUGCAGCUGAAAGGGUUCACAUCGAUGCAGAUGUGAUUCAAGAAGAUGGGUCAGUAGAAGAAAUUCUUGGACCGGCAAAGAAAAUUCUGGAGCGCAUUGGAGGGGGGUCUCAUAUCACAGGAUUCUCUAUUGCUUACAAUGGCAUUGCGCUUGGGCCAACCAUGUCCAUCCAAAACUUACUGUUUCAAAUGGCGAAUCUAACUCGUCUGGACGUAUAUGUUAGCGAACCAUGGAAAUCGACUAAGGAGCUUUGUAAAUCCCUUUGUGAUUUGCUAAAGCAAGGGAGACUUCAGCGGCUUGAGGUGAUUGGUGCAACAACGGAAGCAGGGCUCUUCUUGCCACUGCUGGAUGCGGCAGACAGGAGUGAAACUCUGACUGAGCUGAGGCUGCAGGAUUUGAAGAACCAAGCAGAAGUUGAAAUCUACCAUGACAAAAUGCUCAGGAUUCUUGAUCACAACACACACCUGAAGGCGGCUUUGAUCUGUGAGGACAAUUUAACAACCAAUAAUAUAUUUGAAGACGGUGACGAAUCAAUGACCAAACAAACCAACAAACAAUGUUUCCUGGAUAGGACCAAAGGCAACAAUAAGCAGCGAGUGAUUGACUACCACACGCUGUUGAAUGUCUGUGGCCGGGGAAGGGCCAAAGCAGAAGGCACGCAACUCAAAAACUUCGUUCGAAUGAUAUCAGCUGAGAAGAUUUGGGAGAGGAUUCAUUUCCUUGAUUUUACUGUUCUGGCCAGGUGGGAUCUCGUUACAAUUUUGCAAUAUGGGCUGCUCCGUCAACAACCUGCGACAUGGUUGGUCAACGAACGAAAGCCAUCAACAAUCAAAAACUCCAGCAGGGCAACAAGGGCCAGGAACGUCCAAGGCACGCGAAAGCGCAAAGCCACGGGGCAUCCUGUUGAGUCUUCCUUGGCCUGAAAGGGUACGGCAAGGAAGGAACGUGGUGUUCUUUUGCCGUCCAUGCACUUCAUAAGUUUAUGUUUUAUUUAGCGUUCUUUUG